This is a messenger RNA of Gallus gallus (chicken), 1586 nucleotides long. It is a transcript of the gene NKX2-8, whose product is annotated as NK2 homeobox 8. Gene Ontology annotation, cellular component: nucleus. The transcript is spliced from 2 exons. Gene Ontology annotation, molecular function: RNA polymerase II cis-regulatory region sequence-specific DNA binding; DNA-binding transcription factor activity, RNA polymerase II-specific. Bases 1 to 1278 code for a protein of 425 amino acids. The record is from RefSeq and is a predicted model, not a curated record. Gene Ontology annotation, biological process: cell differentiation; regulation of transcription by RNA polymerase II. NCBI's taxonomy places the organism in Eukaryota, Metazoa, Chordata, Aves, Galliformes, Phasianidae.
AUGGCCACAUCUGGCAGGAUCAGUUUUACAGUGAGGAGCAUUUUGGAUUUACCAGAGCAGGAUGCGCAUAGCAUGAAGCAAGCUUCUGACCACCACCACCAUCACUCGGCUGAGAACUACAGCGGCUCUCCGUAUCGUGGCUGGAUAGAGACGGACAGAAAUCACUAUCCCUGUGAGUAUACCACGGACAGGAGCUCGCCAUCUCCUUGCAGCUACCGUGUGUUUGUUCCCCGUUCUUCUGGGGAAGAUGCGAAGAAGCGAACCGCCAGCGCGUGUAGCCUGCAGCGCCGGGGGGAUCCAGGCUGGGAAUUUUAUAGGAUAUUAUUGAACUACAACAACGAAGCAGCAGGAGGAUCCCAGCCACGAGCUUAUGAGAGAAAAGAUUAUUUUUUCCCCCUCGGUCUGAGCAGGGCUAUGGCGGAAAGCUUAGCCUCGGGCUGCGUCCUCCCGUCUCUCCGCAGUUACCAUUUAAUUUCGCUUCUCGGAUUCCUUCCUCCCGUUUCAGUGCUGCAGGGAUCCGCCUGUUUGUACUGGAGGGGUUCGGGUCCCCCCGCGGCGCGGAAGGCAGCACGCACGCAGUGCCUUUCCUUCCAGGCUGCCAUGCAGCGCUGCGGCCGCAGCCGUGGAUGCCCACGCGCUUCCCACCGCGGCGAGCAGCCUUCGCUCAGCCCGGCGCUGCGGCACGUCUGCCUUAUCCCAGAGCGCGCGGCAGAUAUACCGCUUUUAAAUAGAGCUUCCGACGAGAGCGGCCCGGAGCUGAGCCUGCCCGACUCCACGCAGAGGUCGCUCCCAGCCCGCGGCUCGGAGGCCGAGAAGAAGAAGAAGAGGCGGGUGCUGUUCUCCAAGGCUCAAACGCUGGAGCUAGAGCGCCGGUUCCGGCAGCAGCGGUACCUCUCGGCGCCGGAGCGGGAGCAGCUGGCCCGCCUGCUCAGCCUCACCCCCACGCAGGUGAAGAUCUGGUUCCAAAACCACCGCUACAAGAUGAAACGGGCGCGGAGCGAGGGCCCCGGCAGCCCUCCUCCUCCGCGCCCGCCCGCUCUGCUGCGCCGGGUGGUGAUGCCGGUGCCGGUGCUACUGAGGGACGGGGAGCCGUGCCGGGGCUUCCCCACCAGCCCCUCGCCAGCCGCCGCCCGCCCCAAGCUGGGCUGCGCGCUGGCGGGCUGCAGCGCCCAGGCCGCCCUCGCCGUGCAGGGCUACCCGGCCUGCCCGCCCACCCUCGGCGUCUGCCCCGCGUACCAGCACUUAGCGCAUCCCGCCGUCGUCUCCUGGAGCUGGUGACGGCGGCGCCUCGCCCUCCGGGCAGGACUCAUCUCAAGGGCUCGGGCCCGGCCCCGGGCUCGCAGAAGGCUCCCGGACGGGGCGGGCAGGGCACGGAGCCGCGGGCACGGAGCGCAGCUGCAGGGGCAAUCCGUCCCCAGGGCACGGAACCGGGUACAGCUCUGCUUCGGUGAUAGCUCCUCUCCUCCUGGCUCUGUCGGAGAGGUUUCCUAUUAAAAUAAUAAUAAUAAUAAUAAAAAUCUAGCGACCUAGUUUACUUGAAAAUAGCUUCUUCUUCCAGUGACUAAUAAAAUGAUUUUGGGAAAAUA